Juglans microcarpa x Juglans regia is the source of this 1284-nucleotide messenger RNA. RefSeq lists its product as uncharacterized. The transcript is spliced from 4 exons. Bases 262 to 1041 code for a protein of 259 amino acids. NCBI's taxonomy places the organism in Eukaryota, Viridiplantae, Streptophyta, Magnoliopsida, Fagales, Juglandaceae. The record is from RefSeq and is a predicted model, not a curated record.
CAAGCUCUCUGACCUUUGGCUUCUGACAUAGAUAGCAGAAUUUUUGGUUUUCCACAUUCUCUAUCUAAACAAGUCAGAAAAGGGGAAGAAAAAUCAGAUUUCUUAGCAUCUUAUCUUUCUUUCUUUCUUAAUUACAUUGUAUAAAUUCUGAUCUGAAAUAGUGCUAGCCGGAGGAGAGGCGGGCGGCUAGUGAUAGUUUUUUACUGGAUAAUAAAAUCAAGGAGAAUAGGCCAGGAGAGAGAAGAAAUAGCAUCUGCUAGCAUGGAAGAUAGAAAAUGGAGUGACCGAAAAUGGGAAGGGGAUGAUGGUUCGAGAACUGUGGAGUGCCUAAGAGGGAGAUUGCUUGCAGAGAGACAGGCGUCAAGAGUUGCUAAAGAAAAUGCAGACCUCCUGGGCAACAAGGUACAGUUGAUAGAGCUAGAGAUCCAUCUUAAAGAAGAGACCAAACUGAGGAACAAAGCAGAAAAAAAGCUUGAAGUGUUGAUGAAGAAGCUUAAUUCCUUGAACAUUUCUGCCAUAUCGGUGGAACCAGAGCUGUCUAGUUCGUCUGAAAAGUUUGAAAUGUCUUGUACAUCAUCCACAACUACGUCAGAUUCCAAAGAUCCAAAAGUAGAUGAAUCCAAGUCCCAAUUCACAACCCCGGUAAUCUCACAAAACCUGGAGCACAAUGUGUCAGAAACCACAAAAAAAGAUUCUUGUCCUCAAGGUACUGCUAGUUCCAAAUCCAAUUCCAACCUCAAUGAUCCUAUCCAACAAAGAUUCAGCGAGGAAUUGAGUUCCAGCUCUGAAGAUCCAAAGACUGAUAAUCAUAGUUGUCUGAACUUGAAAUCUUCGGUGGAAGAUAAUGAGACUGAUCAUGGGGAUAAUGUUGACAACUCGUUGGCAUUAGUUCUGAUGAGUUUUCCUGCGAGAUCACAGAGUGGUGAAGGGAAGCCACUACAUGAAAGCGUUAGCGAAGCUCUUGGUGCUCUAAGGCAUGCCAGAGAAACACUUCAGAACUCAAUGCAGAGAAGACAUAUGAUUCAAGUUGGCCCAACUUGAGCUCAGUUAUUCAAGAAGUACAUAUCAAUUAUCUUUCAUACAUAGCACAAACUGCAGAAAGAGAGAUUGCAUUAAUCUGAGUGUUAGAUGUUAAUAAAGUUAUUUUGGUAGUGCGCUUCACAGUAAGCAUGUCAUGAGGUGGGGAUUCUGUUCAAUAAUGCUUUGGCCCUGGGUCCCAACUCUUGGUCAUUUUCCCUUUUCGUUUUUGGCUUCUCUACUCAGUUGGACAUGGUCCUUUUGAUA